GAAACAGAGGAAAAGAUUAAAAAUGAGAUCGUUGAAAUCUGCACAUUAAUCAACGAAUCAAAGGAUGAUUUCACUGUGAAGAUAAUUGAGAAAGAAACAAAGCUAGAGAUCAGUUAUACGAAAGACAGACAAAUACACAUCAGGAGAGAUCAUAUUUUCGACAAGAUGACUGAGGAGGAGAUUCAGCAGAAAAUCCUGGCCGACUGUUCAAGGGCAACCAGCAAUAAAGAUGGUUUCUUUGUCAAGAUUGUGGACCUUGACUAUGGGAUGAAAGAUGAGAAUCCUGUCUCGAAGCUGAACGUCUACACCAAGCACAAGCCUGACGAAGCCAACCAGUUUCCAAAGGAAGAGACAUCAAGAAUCUUGGCACCCUACAUUUUUAAAGAACAGCUGGUUCGCAUCUACCUUUUUGACAGAAGUCUGCAGGUGUCUGAUGGGCUCAGUAUUGCAUGGCACAUCUGGUUUGACAGGCGGGCUGAUUUACAGGAGGAGUCUGAAGAAAAACCUGCUGAAGAGCAGAAAGCGCAAUCAAAGCAUUGA
Messenger RNA from Candidula unifasciata, 540 nucleotides. Lineage: Eukaryota; Metazoa; Mollusca; Gastropoda; Stylommatophora; Geomitridae. The record is from the annotation of a GenBank genome assembly.